GCACCAAGCCCGUGCGUCAGUGGAUGACGCCGAUCAAGCUGGUUUUACGGCGCUGCAGCGCGCUUGCGGCAACGGCAGCGUGGAAGCUGUUUAUUUUCUCACCCGUGCCGGGGCAGACAAGGAGAUUGCCGACAUGUGGGGAAGCUGGCCACUUGCCCUGGCCUGUGAGGCAGGGAUGGCUGAGAUCGUACGACUGUUGGUGAGUGCUGGAGCUGAAACGAACCACGCUUCCAGCAUUGAUGGGUCGACGGCGCUGAAUCGCGGCGCCACGCUGCGUCGGCCGGAGGUGGUGGAGAUUCUCAUCCAAGGAGGGGCAGACGUAAACGUGCCUGACUUCGACGCCUCCACGCCUUUGCUCAACUCUGCCUGUCUGGAUCUAGGCCGCGCAACUCACGUGCUGCUUGCUGCCGGGGCAGACCCCAACCGUGAGAACAAGUACGGCCUCGCCCCGCUUCUCGUCCCGGUCCAGGGCGAUUGUAAAGG
This is a messenger RNA of Symbiodinium sp. CCMP2456, 483 nucleotides long. Lineage: Eukaryota; Dinophyceae; Suessiales; Symbiodiniaceae. The record is from the annotation of a GenBank genome assembly.